GCUGCAUUCCUCUCCUCUCCGUUCACACGCAGGGAGCAGUCGGACAGAGAGCACCUCCACUCCGCGACCAGAGUGGAAAUGUCCCCAAGUUUUUCGGAAUUUAAAAACCAUGGCGAGGAUAUCUGGCCCGAGGAUCACCUGAAUCUGGCUCCCACCUCGCACCUCUGUGGAUGAUGUUCCUGUCGACGGCCUGCAACACGGAGAACAGGACAGCACAUCAGUAGUUUUGUUUCCCCUUCCCUUAUCCUGCUCUCUCUCGUUCAAACUAUCCUCCCUUAUUCCUUGACAAUAAAGUGGGAAAGAAAAAAAAAUCCUGACUUGGUACCAGAGUGUGUCCUCCUCUUCCUCCUCUCCUUCUCCUUCCCCAUCCCCCUAAGCCUUUCCUCUAAACCGCCCAGAUAUGUGUCCCUUAGCCCGGUCAGCGGCUUUCCCUGGCCUGGGGAACCUGGUUCUCUUCUUGGGGCUCUUGCUUACCAUGAGCUCAUCCUUCUGUGGAGGCCAACCCCCAACCUUCAAACGAUUUACCCCUGCUGAGUGGGGGCUCACACAUCUGGCCAUACACAACAAAACUGGAGAAGUCUAUGUUGGAGCCGUCAACUGGAUUUUCAAGCUAUCAAGCAACUUGACCAAACUGCGCAGCCACAUGACUGGCCCAGUGGUGGACAAUGAGAAGUGCUAUCCUCCUCCCAGUGUCCAGUCUUGCCCACAUGACUUGGCCCAGACCCCAAAUGUGAAUAAACUUCUUCUCAUAGACUACGCACAGAACCGCCUCAUUGCCUGUGGAAGUACCUCGCAGGGCAUCUGCCAGUUCCUGCGUCUGGACGACCUUUUUAAGCUUGGUGAGCCCCACCACCGCAAGGAGCACUACCUCUCCAGUGUGGCAGAGUCUGGUACCAUGUCUGGGGUGAUCAUUAGCUCCCCCCACAGUACUACCAGCAAGCUAUUUAUUGGAACCCCCAUUGAUGGCAAGUCUGAAUACUUUCCAACCCUGUCCAGCCGAAAACUGAUGGAGAAUGAAGAAAAUGCUGACAUGUUCAGCUUUGUCUAUCAGGAUGAGUUUGUCUCCUCUCAGCUGAAGAUCCCCUCGGACACUCUGUCCAAGUUCCCUGCCUUCGACAUCUAUUAUGUGUACAGCUUUAGCAGUGAGCAGUUUGUCUAUUACUUAACAAUGCAGCUGGAUACUCAACUGACCUCCCCUGAUGCCAGCGGAGAGCAGUUCUUCACUUCCAAAAUUGUCCGACUCUGCGUAGAUGACCCCAAGUUUUACUCCUACGUCGAGUUCCCAAUUGGCUGCACUAAAGAUGGGGUAGAGUACCGCCUGGUGCAGGAUGCCUUCUUGGCUCGACCAGGCCGGCAGCUGGCCAACUCUCUGGGGAUCUCGGAGAAUGAAGACAUCCUCUUCACAGUCUUUUCUCAGGGUCAGAAGAAUCGGGCCAAACCACCCAAAGAGUCAGCAUUGUGUCUGUUCACCCUAAGGAGGAUAAAAGAGAAGAUCAAAGAACGGAUUCAGUCCUGUUACAAGGGAGAUGGGAAACUCUCCCUGCCCUGGCUGCUCAACAAGGAGCUAGCCUGCAUCAACUCGCCACUGCAAAUUGACGACAACUUCUGCGGCCAGGACUUCAACCAGCCUCUAGGGGGAACCAGCACCAUCGAGGGCACCCCCCUCUUCAUCGACAAAGACGAUGGGAUGACCUCGGUGGCGGCGUACGACUACCGUGGCAACACUGUGGCUUUUGUCGGCACACGCAAUGGCAAACUGAAGAAGAUCCUGGUGAAUUCUGUGAGUCCCAACCGUCCAGCGGUGUUGUACGAGAAAGUGACCGUGAGUGAGGGAGGAAGUCCCUUACUGAGAGACAUGCUGUUCAGCCCAGACCUGCAGCAUAUCUACACACUCACCGACAGACAGGUGGUGAGAGUUCCAGUGGAGAGCUGUGAGCAGUACACCACUUGCGGGGAGUGUUUGGGCUCCAGAGACCCUCACUGUGGAUGGUGUGUCCUCCACAACGUUUGUUCACGUAAGGACCGUUGUGAACGAGCAGGAGAAGCCCAGAGGUUUGCCUCUGACCAGAGGCAGUGUGUGGAGCUCACUGUUCAACCAGGAAACAUCUCUGUCACCAUGUCUGAAGUCCAGCUGGUCCUCCAGGCUCGUAACGUGCCCGAUCUGUCAGCAGGGGUCAACUGCUCCUUCGAGGACUAUGUAGAGACGGAGGGACGGAUCCAGGGUGGACACAUCUUCUGCCUCUCCCCCUCCAUGCGAGACAUCAUCCCGAUCACAAGGAACAAAGGUGACAAGCGUGUGGUGAAGCUCUAUCUGAAAUCCAAGGAAACAGGCAAGAAGUUUGCCAGCGUCGACUUUGUCUUCUACAAUUGCAGCGUCCACCAGUCCUGCCUUUCCUGUGUAAAUGGCUCCUUCCCCUGCCACUGGUGCAAGUACCGCCACAUGUGCACCCAGAACGCCAAUGACUGCUCUUUCCAGGAGGGACGUGUCAACAUCUCUGAGGACUGCCCACAGAUCCUUCCCUCAACCCAGAUCUACAUACCCGUCGGCGUGACCAAGCCGAUCACCCUAGCAGCCAAGAACCUGCCCCAGCCCCAAUCAGGACAGAGGAACUACGAGUGCGUCUUCCACAUCCAGGGGGAGACUCACAGUGUCCCCGCCCUGCGCUUCAACAGCACCUCCAUCCAGUGCCAGAAAACAGCGUACACCUAUGAUGGCAAUGACAUCAGUGACCUGCCGGUGGACCUGUCCGUGGCUUGGAAUGGAAACUUUGUCAUUGACAACCCCUACAACAUCAAAGCCCACCUGUAUAAGUGCUACGCACUAAGGGACAGCUGUGGGAUGUGUUUGAAGGCAAACCCCAGGUUUGAGUGCGGCUGGUGCGUGCAGGAGAAGAAGUGCUCCCUGAGACAGGAGUGUACUCCUCCCGAGAGCACUUGGAUGCAUGCCACCACAGGAAACAGCCGCUGUGCACACCCCAAGAUCACCAAGUUGCAUCCUGAGACUGGGCCCAGACAGGGAGGAACCAUGCUCACCAUCACUGGCGAGAAUCUGGGUCUGCAGUUCAAAGACAUCCAGAAUGGAGUGCGAAUCGGAAAGGUGACCUGCAACCCUCAGGAGGACCAAUACAUCAGCGCUGAACAGAUUGUGUGUCGGCUCAAUGAUGCAACAGGCUACCGGGUGCAGGAGGCUCAAGUGGAGGUGUGCGUGAGGGACUGCAUUCACCCCGACUACAAAGCAGUCUCAACCAAGGCCUUCACCUUCGUGUCUCCGUACUUUACCCGUGUCCAUCCCUCCACGGGCCCGCUGUCUGGAGGAACCAGGAUCACCAUCGAAGGCAGUCAUCUCAAUGCAGGAAGUGGCGUGUCUGUGAAGAUAGGACUUAACUCCUGCAGCUUUGAAAGGCGGAGCAGCAAGGAGAUAGUGUGUGUGACCCCAUCGGGUCUAGCCUCAGGAACCACCCCAGUCAUGGUGGACAUCAACUCUGCGGAGCUGAGGAACCCAGAGGUCAAGUUCAACUACACAGACGAUCCUACCAUUCUCAAGAUCGAGCCUGACUGGAGCAUUGCGAGUGGAGGAACCAUGUUGACCAUUACUGGGACCAACCUGGCAACCAUCAAGGAGCCUAAAAUGAGAGCCAAGUACGGAUCUGCCAAGUCUGAAAAUAACUGUACGGUUGUCAACAACACUGUGAUGAUGUGUCUGGUGCCCUCUGUGGCCGGAUCCGACAAAGGCUUCUCGGAGGUCGGCAGCAGUCCUGACGAGAUCGGUUUUGUCAUGGAUGAUGUGCGCUCUGUGUUGGUCGUCAACGAGACUUUCAGCUACCACCCUGACCCCGUGUUCGAACCUCUGAGCCCCUCAGGCAUGUUGGAGCUGAAGCCCAGCUCACCACUCAUUCUCAAGGGCCGUAACCUAAUUCCCGCAGCCCCAGGAAACACUAAGCUGAACUACACAGUGCUGAUCGGCGAGACUCCCUGUGUUCUCACCCUGUCUGAGAGCCAGCUGUUGUGUGAAUGGCCAAACCUGACCGGAGAACACAAAGUAACUGUGCGUGUUGGAGGCUUUGAGUACUCACCAGGGACCCUGCAAAUAUACUCAGACAGCCUCCUCACCCUGCCUGCCAUCAUUGGUAUCGGAGGAGGUGGUGGCCUCCUCUUGCUGGUUAUCAUUGUGGUGCUGAUUGCUUAUAAGAGGAAGUCACGGGAUGCCGACCGCACCCUCAAGCGGCUUCAACUGCAGAUGGACAACCUGGAAUCCAGGGUGGCCCUUGAGUGCAAAGAAGCCUUUGCAGAACUGCAGACGGACAUCCACGAACUCACCCAGGAGCUGGAUGGAGCAGGAAUCCCUUUCCUGGACUACCGCACAUACGCCAUGAGAGUCCUCUUCCCUGGGAUUGAGGACCAUCCUGUGCUCAAGGAGAUGGAGGUACGGGUCCCUGCCAACGUGGAGAAGGCUCUGACGUUGUUCGGCCAGAUGCUGACCAAAAAGCACUUCCUGCUUACCUUCAUCCGCACCCUGGAGGCGCAGCGGUCCUUCUCCAUGCGAGACAGAGGCAACGUGGCGUCCCUCAUCAUGACAGCACUGCAGGGGGAGAUGGAAUAUGCCACGGGUGUCCUCAAACAGCUCCUGUCUGACCUCAUUGACAAAAACUUGGAGAGCAAGAACCACCCGAAGCUCUUACUCAGGAGGACGGAGUCAGUCGCUGAGAAGAUGCUCACCAACUGGUUCACCUUCCUGCUUUACAAGUUCCUCAAGGAGUGUGCUGGUGAGCCUCUCUUCAUGCUGUACUGUGCCAUGAAGCAGCAAAUGGAAAAGGGACCAAUAGACGCGAUCACGGGAGAAGCCCGCUACUCCCUUAGCGAGGACAAACUCAUCAGACAGCAGAUUGACUACAAGACUUUGACGCUGCACUGUGUGAACCCAGAGAACGAAAACGCUCCGGAGGUGACGGUGAAGAGCCUGAACUGUGACACAGUGACGCAAGUGAAGGAGAAGCUGCUGGAUGCUGUGUACAAGGGAACGCCGUACUCCCAGAGACCAAAGGCCUCGGAUAUGGACCUGGAAUGGCGGCAGGGCAGGAUGGCUCGCAUCAUCCUCCAGGACGAGGACGUCACCACUAAGAUCGACAAUGACUGGAAGAGACUCAACUCCCUGGCUCACUACCAGGUGACAGAUGGCUCAGUGAUUGCCCUGGUGCCUAAACAGAACUCAGCCUACAACAUCUCCAACUCCUCCACGUUCACCAAGUCCCUCAGCAGAUACGGUACGAGAGAAGAGAGCAUGCUGAGGACAGCCAGCAGUCCAGACAGCUUGCGCUCCAGAACUCCCAUGAUCACCCCCGACCUCGAGAGCGGCACCAAACUGUGGCACCUGGUCAAGAACCACGAUCACUCGGAUCAGAGGGAAGGGGACAGAGGGAGCAAGAUGGUCUCUGAGAUCUAUCUAACCCGACUGCUGGCCACCAAGGGUACACUCCAGAAGUUCGUGGAUGACCUGUUUGAGACCAUCUUCAGCACAGCACACAGAGGCAGCGCUCUGCCACUCGCCAUCAAAUACAUGUUUGACUUCCUGGAUGAGCAGGCGGACAAACACUCCAUAUCAGACUCUGACGUACGGCACACUUGGAAGAGCAACUGUCUUCCGUUGCGGUUCUGGGUGAAUGUGAUCAAGAACCCGCAGUUCGUCUUUGACAUCCACAAGAACAGCAUUACAGACGCCUGCUUAUCUGUGGUGGCUCAGACUUUCAUGGACUCGUGUUCGACAUCAGAGCAUAAACUGGGGAAGGACUCGCCCUCGAACAAGCUGCUCUACGCUAAAGACAUCCCCAACUACAAGAACUGGGUAGAAAGGUACUACUCUGACAUCUCCAGGAUGCCAGUCAUCAGCGACCAGGACAUGAGUGCGUACCUGGCGGAGCAGUCGCGCCUGCAUGCCAACCAGUUCAACAGUAUGUCGGCCCUACAUGAGAUCUACUCCUACAUUGUCAAGUACAAGGACGAGAUCUUGUCAGCUUUGGAGCGGGACGAGCAGGCGAGGAGACAGAGACUGCGGAGCAAGCUGGAGCAGGUCAUUGACACAAUGGCCCUGAGCAGCUGAGGACCAUCCGGCGGCUCCACCUCCUCCUCCUCUUCUUCACUCCUCCUCUCCAUCGGUCUCUCUCCCUCGCUCCUCUCACCCGGAAAACAAACAAGACUCCAAACCCCAACAAUACAGACACACUGCAAACGGACUGAAGCAGCACACUGCAAACUGGGGGGGUUCGGCAGAGAUGGGCGGGCCUGUGUACGCUUACAUGUGUAUGUGUGUGUUUGUCUGCGGCCCCAUAUGGUGUGAGAGACUGGGACACCGGACAUUUUCACACAUGCAUACGUGGAAAAAUGUGUCAACUGACAGCAUUUGAUUUUUGUGGAUGUUGGUGUCUGUGGUUUGCUUGAUUUUUGAUUUCAGGACUUUAGUCGUGAUGAAGCGAUGGUCGGGAAAGAAACAGUGGAAGCCUGAAAAAGAACUCCAUAUAUGGCAUCGUCAUUAACAGGAUGGACCAAUCUGUGAUGAGCCUAUGAGGAGAGGCUCUCUAGGUCAUGUGACUGAGUGUGUCACAGUUUUAAAGGAUGUUAGAUUUUUUUUUUUGUAUAAAUGUAAUCAACUGCCCACUCUCUGAUCUCUCGCCACUUGUAUUACUGCUGAAUUUGCACAAUUUACAGAAACGUUACAAAGGAAGACUAUAUAGAUAUUAUAUAUAAAUACAGCUACGUUUUUAAAGAAAGAUUAGGGAGCGAACAUUUUUGUUGUAUUCCUUUUCAUUUUAAAACAGACAAAAUCAAUAAAACAUGAUUUGGUAUUUCAAGUACAAAAGAAAAGAACAACGUAGACAAAAAAACGAAAAAGAAACAAAAAAGUUGUACUGUGCCAUGUUUUCUUUGAAUGUUGUUUAGUGCAAAGACAUUUUGUUAGAUGGAAUGUGCUACCGUAUGAUUUUAAAUAUGAACAUGCCUAGUGACUGAAAAGAAUUGUUUGAGUAAUGACCCCAGUUUAGAUCCUUGUUGAAAAUAGCGGGGAAAAGAGACGGCGCGCUGUCGUCGUCACUUUUCUCGAGUUCAGACGAUUGAUGGUUGUCACGGUGAUGACUUGAAGUUGCUGUUGUUCCUAAUUCAUUCGGUGGAAUCUUUUGGUUUGAGGAAACCAAACACACACUCACAGGAAUCGUUGCUUUUACAUGACUACGUCAGUGUCGGGCCCCAAGGCUGGUUCUUUUUCCUCAAGCAUCAAGAAGUGACAGUUCGGUGCAUCGUGGUGUUGUGACUGAACAGUGAAGGAGCUACGUCGCACUACAGCAAAAAAAUUCUCAUUUUUUUCCCCCGUUUGCCACACAGCCACCAAAUGUAACCGUUAGGAUUCCACCGGCCCCGAGUUUGUGUUGUCCAUCUCUCGAAGGAUGGUUCGUUUGUCCGACUCGGCCCUGUGGGAGCGGAGCCGCGGCCCUGGUGCUCUCAGACUCUGUUUACGUCUUCGUACAGGAGCCACACAGGUCAGGUGGAGCUUAGUGGAGCCUCUCAGUGAUGACACAGUGGGGAAAGUGGGAAAAGCUGUUUCAAGCCUAAGGCCACCUCUCUUCUUUUUUUUUCUCAUGUUCUCAAUUUAAUACCCAAAUAAAGGGGCAAGGAAAAGACUAGUGAGUGUUUCUCUCCACCUCUAACUUAUCUAUUUGAGACAGGGACUUCAGCUCUUUAUCCAUAAGGGGAGGAGUAUAGAGAGAUAGAGAGGUGAGACACCUCCGUUCAUUAGUAAUCCUCCCCUUCGCCUGCAGCUCUUGUUUCAAACGAGCCUAUUGCCAUGUGUGGCUUAAGCUUUUUCUUUUCUUUUUUUUAUGACUGCUCUCCUAAGAGGAUUUCUUUGUUUCUCCUCUUUUGUUUUGACGUCUUGAAGUUGAAUGUUUUUUAAAUUUGUGGUGAGAAAUAAUGUUUUCGGAUUCUUUUUAUCCUUUUUUUAUUUCCUGCUUGCCGAAAAACCAAACUGUGGUCUGUAAAUUGUUUUUGUUGAUGUUUCAUUUGUAAAUUGUACACUUUCCAUGAUGAACAAACGCUGUUUGACAAUUUUUUUUGUAAUCAGGUUGUUUUUCUUGUUUGUUUGGGUUUUGUUUUUGUUUUGUCUUCUUAUUUUCCACAUGUAAAUUGUACAUUUUGCGGUACACAGAAGACGGAUCUCUCUUUGGUUUGCCUGAAAGUUUAAGUACUUGACCGAACUCAAGGUUUCAUUUCCUGAUAUCGAGGAACAAAAUGAAAAUGUUGCAUCAGA
Scophthalmus maximus (turbot) is the source of this 8290-nucleotide messenger RNA. Its product is annotated as plexin-A1-like. Gene Ontology annotation, molecular function: semaphorin receptor activity; protein binding. The record is from RefSeq and is a predicted model, not a curated record. The coding region runs from base 401 to 6094 and encodes 1897 amino acids. Gene Ontology annotation, biological process: regulation of cell shape; positive regulation of axonogenesis; regulation of cell migration. Lineage: Eukaryota; Metazoa; Chordata; Actinopteri; Pleuronectiformes; Scophthalmidae. The transcript has 32 exons. Gene Ontology annotation, cellular component: semaphorin receptor complex.